AUGUCCGGGGGCAAAGGCUGGUACCGUGCCCGGCACAACGAGACGGGGCAGGAGGGGCUGCUGGCAGCCAGCGCGCUGCGGGAGCGCGGCGCCAUCCGCGUCGACCCCAAGCUCAGCCUCAUGCCCUGGUUCCACGGGAAGAUCUCGGGGGUGGAGGCGGUGCAGGAGCUGCAGCCCCCCGAGGACGGGCUGUUCCUGGUGCGCGAGUCUGUCCGGCACCCUGGUGACUACGUGCUGUGUGUGAGCUUCGGCAAGGAGGUGAUCCACUACCGCGUGGUGCAUGAGGAGAACACGCUCAGCAUCGACAGCCAGCAGUACUUCUCCAACCUCAUUGACAUGAUCGAGCACUACAUGAAGGAGCAGGGAGCCAUCUGCACCAAGCUGGUGAAGCCCAAACCCAAAACCGGGAUGAAGUCAGCUGAGGAGGAGUUGGCCAAAGCCGGCUGGUUGCUGAACCUGCAGCACCUCACGCUGGGAGACCGCAUCGGCCAAGGAGAGUUCGGAGACGUCCUGCAGGGCGAGUACAUGGGGCAGAAGGUGGCUGUGAAGAACAUCAAGUGCGAUGUGACUGCCCAGGCCUUCCUGACCGAAACGGCCGCCAUGACGAAGGUCCGUCACAAAAACCUGGUGUGUUUGCUUGGCGUGAUACUGCACAAUGGCCUCUACAUCGUCAUGGAGUUCAUGAGCAAGGGCAACCUGGUGAACUUCUUGCGCACACGGGGCCGGGCGCUUGUCCCGACCCAGCAGCUCCUCCUGUUUGCUCUGGACGUGGCCCACUACCUGGAGUCCAAGAAGCUGGUGCACAGGGACCUGGCUGCCCGCAACAUCCUCAUCUCCGAGGACAACGUGGCCAAAGUGAGCGACUUCGGCUUGGCCCGGGUCAACCCCAAGGGCGCAGACACCACUCUGCUGCCCGUGAAGUGGACAGCCCCGGAGGCCCUGAAACACAACGUGAGCGAUGGUGGGAAGGUGGAAGGGG
This is a messenger RNA of Pterocles gutturalis (yellow-throated sandgrouse), 979 nucleotides long. It is a transcript of the gene MATK, whose product is annotated as megakaryocyte-associated tyrosine kinase. The annotation marks the transcript as partial. Gene Ontology annotation, molecular function: ATP binding; protein tyrosine kinase activity. The transcript is spliced from 9 exons. The record is from RefSeq and is a predicted model, not a curated record. NCBI's taxonomy places the organism in Eukaryota, Metazoa, Chordata, Aves, Pterocliformes, Pteroclidae. Gene Ontology annotation, biological process: protein phosphorylation.